CUCAGCGGGAAGAGGAGACGCAAGCAGCUGGAUCUUCGGGAACUGAGAUAGGGGUAUAACUGUUGCCGGGGCGGAGAAAGUGAGGACCGACGCCGGAGGUCGCCCAGGACAAUAUUGGGUCCCUGUAGCUUGUGAAGAUGGUGUUGCUAACGAUGAUCGCCCGAGUGGCGGACGGGCUCCCGCUGGCUGCCUCGAUGCAGGAGGACGAACAGUCUGGCCGGGACCUUCAACAGUACCAGAGUCAGGCUAAGCUACUCUUUCGAAAGUUGAAUGAACAGUCUCCUACCAGAUGUACCUUGGAAGCAGGAGCCAUGACUUUUCACUACAUUAUUGAGCAGGGGGUAUGUUAUUUGGUUUUGUGUGAAGCUGCCUUCCCUAAGAAGUUGGCUUUUGCCUACCUAGAAGAUCUGCACUCAGAAUUUGAUGAACAGCAUGGGAAGAAAGUGCCCACUGUGUCUAGACCCUAUUCCUUUAUUGAGUUUGAUACCUUCAUUCAGAAAACCAAGAAGCUCUACAUUGACAGUCGUGCUCGGAGAAACCUAGGCUCCAUCAACACUGAAUUGCAGGAUGUGCAGAGGAUUAUGGUGGCCAAUAUUGAAGAAGUGUUACAACGGGGAGAAGCACUCUCAGCAUUGGAUUCAAAAGCUAACAAUUUGUCCAGUCUGUCCAAGAAAUACCGCCAGGAUGCGAAGUACCUGAACAUGCGUUCUACUUACGCCAAACUUGCAGCAGUAGCUGUAUUUUUCAUUAUGUUAAUAGUGUAUGUGCGAUUCUGGUGGCUGUGAAGUAGCAAACCCAGUCACUGGAAAGGGAGAAUCUAGAACCCACCAGGUGUAUGUUUUCAGGAAGCUGAGUUCACAGAGAUGUGUAUUAGAAUCCAAGUUGAACUUCUGCCUCUAAAGACUUUGCAAGAAAAGACGUCCUGAAAAUGAAAGUUUACACCUCAUUUAAUGAAGCUUAACCCUAUGUAGAAGGUCUCUUUUGGGGGUGGAGGCUUUCUCUGGGUGCUAAGCCAUAUACAUUAGGGAACAGUAGAUUGUUUUAUUUUUUCCCUCCCAGUACAUUUUUAAAACCACAUUAACUGGGGCAUUCUCAUUCUCUAAUGGAGCCAUCAGUGAGAUUUAGCUUAGCCAACCUGUGCUAGCAGUAUUUUGAAAUUCCUUCAGAGAAGGCAUUCUUUGGGAAGCUUUUUGACUCUAAUCAACAUUCCUUUUGUUGGUGACAUUUGUGAUUUUUAGUAAUCUGAGUUUUUGAUGGCCUUUGAACAAGACUCCAGUAUGUGAAGGUUAAUUGCUAUGCUGCACAGAUCCUGUCUAUUGGCCCCUGUAGGAAGUUAACCUUUGUUGUUUUAUUUUUAUGAUAUUUUGCUUAUUGCACAAUUGCUUUAGGGUUAAAUGAAUUAUAUUAAGAUGCCUUGAAAUUAUAUUAUAGCACUCCUUGAUUAAGAAGCUAAAAUGUUUUCUCUCAUUUAUUUCUUAAACAAAGACUUACAUUUGUUUGGGACAUUAUUAAUGUUAUUUUGCAGCAUCUGGUUUAUAUUAAUGUAAGAGCGAGUAUAGCAUAUGGAUAGCCAGAGGCUCAUGGCUUAAUGAGAAGAAAGGCCCAGCUCAUAACUACAGCUUUGUCCUGUCCCUUCCUCAUUUUUACCACUUUUACAGUUUUCCCCACUCUUUGUUUUCCUCCUGUCAUAAUUUGCUUAAAUUUUAAAAAUUCCCCUGUGCCCAGUAGUUUCAUGUCCCAUAAACGUCCUCUUAGGAUAUUCUCAAAUUUCAAAAUGGAACAUGUUUAGCUAAAGUUUUUGCAGAUCAGCUACUCAAACUACUAAAUACAUUUAUCUGAGAAAGUCUUUGAGAGCACCUCAUUCCUAUUUCAGCUUAUGUAAAUUCUCUGAGUAAGUUCUAGAGAUAGGUAACUCAUUUACUGUGGCUUCUGUUAACUAAUAAAAGUACCUAUGAGUUUUUCCUUUUUGCUCAGGGAUGAUAGGCAUUUCCUUUUACCUUCCGAAGUGGAAGUUUUUCAAUAUGGAGAGUAGGGCUUUUAAAUAUUAUCUCAAGGGUCUACAAUGUAACCUAUAACUUCUGCAUAUACUGCAAAUAUUUCUGUAAGUUGUACAGAAAAAAUGAGCCAACUUCUUAUUUCUUACAUCUUCGGAAAGAACUUUAACCAGUAAGCAAUUUUAUAACCCUAAGGGAUCAUCACAGCUACUGUCCUGAUUCCUGGUAGAGAAAAAAAGCCCUUAUUUCCUAUGACAAGGCAAGGAGAAAUGCUUAUUUUAUUUCUGAUAAUUUACAGAACUAGAGUAAAUUCUUUUCUUUCUAUUAUGGACCUAGAUCUGCCAAUUGGAGUUUUGUGCAUGAAAUAUGAAGUUGCUUUUUAUAGAGACUGAGUGCUUUUAAGUACCUUGUCUUAAAGGCUUGUCUCUAAGUAGUAAUGUUAGUAAGAAAAGCCUUUGAGAGGCUGAAAACCUAAGUAAUGGUACCAUAGCAUUUGGUGCUUCUAUAGGAGUGGAGAGUGGCAGCUCACUGUUGAGAGUUGCAUGCUAAUGGUCAGCAGUGAAAUAAAUAAUUCUAGAAUGUUCCCUUCAGUGUGAAGUUUUGUACACAUAUCCUUUCUAGGCACAUUUUUAACUAAUCUCAGUGAGCUAAUUAGGAAAGAAGGGGUGGGGUAUAUGAUGAGCAGAAAAACAAGAAAGUAGUUUAAUGAGAGAAUAAGACAGUCAUAACACAGCUUCUACUUCUGUUCUUUAUAGGAGGUAGGAGGAAGAUAUGACUAGAUGGAAUGUAUCAGCAACCAAACAAGCAUCUAAAAUAGAAUGAGAUAAAUACUGGAUGGGGUAUUUUGGAGGCACAUUAAGAAAGGAUAUCUAAUUUAUUUGGGGAAAGGAGUAUGGUAAAAGAAGACUGUCCAGAGAAGAAGGUGAAUGGGGCAUUCUAGGUAGAGUCAAUGGCUUGUGCAAAGGCAUGAGUAAAGAGAAUGAGGCACAUUUUGGAAUGUAACAGCUUGAUUCAGCUUAACCCAUAGGGUAAGCAUAAGCAUAACUGAGGAGAUGUGAGGAAGGAGAAUUAGAUUGGCACACUUUCAUAUAGGGACUUGUCUACCAUGCUGAAGAGUUCGGACUAUAUUAACAGCUAUGGCAAGGAUGGAUUCAGAUUUAUAGUGCUGAAGAUGUAUUAGAGAUAAGCCUGGAAGUAGGGAGAUCAUCAAAGGCAGAAUGAAACACAGGCAGGUUUCAAUUGAUUUUCAAGAAAGGAGUGAUCUAGAAUAGAGGUACCAGAUAAUAACUAUUACAUAAUACUUUUUGUUAGGAGCUUAUUUAAUUCUCACAUUGAUGAGAACUUUUGAAGUAAGUACUGAUUUGCACCAUUACAUGAAUAAAAAACUGCAAAGGAUACCACUCUGAGGCAGUUAAGUUACAGAACUAGAGUAAAUUCUAAGUAGUAAUAUUAGCAAGAAAACCUUUGAGAGGCUGAAGACCUAAGUAGUGGUACCAUAGCAUUUGGUGCUUCUGUAGGAGUGGAGAGUGGCAGCUCAUUGUUGAGAGUUGCAUGCUAAUGGUAAGCAAUGAAAUAAAUCUAGAAUGUUGCAGAAUUAGAAAGUGAUGGAGCUAAACCUAGGCAGUUUGACUCCAGAGUCUGUGCUUUUAACCACUAUACUAUACCACCAAGAGGUCAAAUAAAAUAAGUACCCAAAAAACAUAUUUUGAAUCUAACAACCAGGAACUUAAUUGUAUGGGCAGAAGUAAUUUCAGAGAACUGGGGACAGAAGCCAGAUUGCAAUGGGUUGAGGAUUGUGUGAACCACUAGGAAGUGAAGACAUAGAAAUACUCUCACAAGUAACUUUUCUGGUUAUUGUGACACUAAACUUCAAGUCUUAUUUUAAUUAAAAUAUCUCACAAAUGACAAAAUUUAGAAAUAUUUGGAACACCGUAUACACAUCUGGUUAUCUAAAUGUGGUUCUGAAGCACUUUGAGAAACCUUUGAAAAUCUGAUGAAAGUUAUGUGCCUUUAACUUCAGAAAAAUGUUCAUGUGUACAUACACAGCAAAUAUUGCAUAUUCAGGGACCACAUGAACCAGCCUAUUCAUGACAUAGUAGUCCAUGAUCCCUCAAUUAAGAACUCCAGAUAUAUAAGAUGUGGAAUUUGAAGGUAAGUACCUAGAAGCCUUGAAGACUGUUCUGCUGUGGUGAAUUGGAAGAAAUCUACAGUUUGAAUUAACUUUGUGAAUGAGAUGUAUUCUUGAAAAAAUGUGUGUACAAAAAAAUUUAUGUAAAGUAAUAUUUUCCUGUACUGCAUUCAGGGAUCUGGUUCUACAGAAAGAAAAUUUUUUUGGUGCCAGUUCCUCAAAAUCACAUUUAAGGAUCUUGAAAUUUAUGUUUUCUGCUUUUGUCAGUAAGAAGUCUUCUUACAAAAGCGAAUUAAGAAGGAAGAUGGAUAAUCAUUUCUGCACACACAGGACUUAAUAAAACAUGUACAAUUAAACAUCUCA
This is a messenger RNA of Galeopterus variegatus (Sunda flying lemur), 4485 nucleotides long. It is a transcript of the gene SEC22B, whose product is annotated as SEC22 vesicle trafficking protein homolog B (S. cerevisiae). Gene Ontology annotation, molecular function: SNAP receptor activity. The transcript has 6 exons. Bases 138 to 785 code for a protein of 215 amino acids. NCBI's taxonomy places the organism in Eukaryota, Metazoa, Chordata, Mammalia, Dermoptera, Cynocephalidae. Gene Ontology annotation, cellular component: endoplasmic reticulum membrane; SNARE complex; endoplasmic reticulum-Golgi intermediate compartment. The record is from RefSeq and is a predicted model, not a curated record. Gene Ontology annotation, biological process: endoplasmic reticulum to Golgi vesicle-mediated transport; vesicle fusion with Golgi apparatus; retrograde vesicle-mediated transport, Golgi to endoplasmic reticulum.